Messenger RNA from Vitis vinifera (wine grape), 1098 nucleotides. RefSeq names its product gibberellin 3-beta-dioxygenase 1-like. The transcript is spliced from 2 exons. Gene Ontology annotation, biological process: gibberellin biosynthetic process; response to light stimulus. The record is from RefSeq and is marked provisional. The coding region runs from base 1 to 1098 and encodes 365 amino acids. NCBI's taxonomy places the organism in Eukaryota, Viridiplantae, Streptophyta, Magnoliopsida, Vitales, Vitaceae. Gene Ontology annotation, molecular function: gibberellin 3-beta-dioxygenase activity.
AUGCCUUCGAGAAUCUCUGAUGCCUUCAAAGCCCACCCUCUCCACCUCAAUCACAGACACUUGGACUUGAACUCAGUACAAGAAUUACCCGACUUAUAUGCAUGGGCAGGGGUGGACGAGAACCCUUCUGGAGACUCGUUAAUCACUGAGUCCGUGCCGGUUAUUGAUCUCACCGACCCUAAUGCCUCAGAACUCGUGGGUCAUGCAUGCAAGAGCUGGGGCGUCUUCCAAGUCACCAACCAUGGCAUCCCCGGCAGCCUCCUCGACGACAUUGAGUCUGCUGGCAGGAGCCUUUUCUCUCUACCUGCCCAGCAAAAGCUGAAGGCCGCUCGCUCCCCUGAUGGGGUUGCUGGCUAUGGCCUCGCCAGGAUUUCCUCUUUCUUCAACAAGCUCAUGUGGUAUGAAGGCUUCACCAUCUUCGGAUCUCCACUUGAACACGCUCGCCAACUUUGGCCUCAAGACUACACCAAAUUCUGUGAUGUCACGGAGGAGUUUGAGAAAGAGAUGAACCAACUUGCAGAGAGGCUCAUGUGGCUCAUGCUUGGAUCACUGGGGAUCACUAAAGAAGAUCUUAACUGGGCUGGCUCAAAAGGCGACUUCAAAGCUGCCCUGCAGUUGAACUCUUACCCAGCUUGUCCAGAGCCGGACAGGGCGAUGGGUCUCGCUGCCCACACUGACUCUAGCCUCUUCACAAUCCUCUACCAGAACACCGUCAGUGGUCUGCAGGUCCAACGAGAGGGAGCCGGAUGGAUCACAGUUCCUCCACUCCCGGGUGCACUUGUUAUCAACGUUGGUGACCUCCUCCACAUACUAUCCAAUGGGGUGUUCCCUAGUGUCGUACACAGGGCCUUGGUUAACCGGACAAAGCAUCGACUCUCUGUGGCCUACCUCUACGGACCACCAGCCGGUGUUCCAAUCUCGCCCGUGCCGAAGCUGGUUGACUCGACUCACCCUCCUCUCUACCGCCCAGUCACAUGGAGCGAGUACCUCUGCACCAAGGCAAAGCACUUUGACAAGGCUCUUUCAUUAGUUCGGCUGUGUAUGCCCAGGAACGGAUUCAUCGAUGUAAACGAUCACAAUGGGGUGAAAGUAGGUUAG